Molecule: messenger RNA, 2916 nt
Organism: Balearica regulorum gibbericeps (East African grey crowned-crane)
Lineage: Eukaryota; Metazoa; Chordata; Aves; Gruiformes; Gruidae
Source: RefSeq, a predicted model, not a curated record
AUGUCGGAUAUAAAGUUUUAUUUCACGCUGGUACAGCAGUCUUUUGUUUGUGGAGACAUCCAUGGUCAGUUCUUUGACUUGAUGAAACUGUUUGAAGUGGGAGGUUCUCCUGCCAACACGCGGUAUCUCUUCCUGGGGGACUACGUGGACAGAGGGUACUUCAGCAUUGAAUGUGUGCUGUACUUGUGGGCCUUGAAAAUCCUUUACCCCAAAACACUGUUUUUACUUCGUGGGAAUCAUGAAUGUAGACAUUUAACAGAGUAUUUCACAUUUAAGCAAGAAUGUAAAAUCAAAUAUUCAGAACGUGUAUACGAUGCCUGUAUGGAUGCCUUCGACUGCCUUCCUUUGGCUGCUCUGAUGAACCAACAAUUCCUGUGUGUACACGGUGGCUUGUCUCCAGAGAUCAACACCUUAGAUGACAUCAGAAAAUUAGAUCGAUUCAAGGAACCACCUGCAUACGGACCUAUGUGUGACAUCCUGUGGUCAGACCCGUUGGAGGACUUUGGAAACGAGAAGACUCAGGAACACUUUACUCACAACACAGUCAGGGGGUGCUCGUACUUCUACAGUUACCCAGCUGUAUGUGAAUUCCUACAGCACAAUAACUUGUUAUCUAUACUCCGAGCUCAUGAAGCCCAGGAUGCUGGGUAUCGCAUGUACAGGAAAAGCCAAACAACAGGCUUCCCUUCACUAAUCACAAUUUUUUCAGCACCAAACUAUCUAGAUGUAUACAAUAACAAAGCUGCAGUAUUGAAAUACGAGAACAACGUUAUGAAUAUCAGACAGUUCAACUGCUCCCCUCAUCCAUACUGGCUUCCAAACUUCAUGGAUGUGUUUACCUGGUCCUUGCCGUUCGUGGGUGAGAAAGUGACAGAGAUGCUGGUAAAUGUGCUGAACAUCUGCUCAGAUGAUGAAUUGGGGACAGAGGAAGAUGGGUUUGAUGGAGCAACAGCUGCUGCUCGGAAGGAGGUUAUAAGGAACAAGAUAAGAGCAAUAGGAAAAAUGGCUAGAGUUUUCUCAGUGUUAAGAGAAGAGAGUGAAAGUGUGCUGACGCUGAAAGGUUUGACUCCAACAGGAAUGCUGCCCAGUGGUGUGCUCUCUGGGGGAAAACAAACACUGCAAAGCGCUACUGUUGAGGCUAUUGAGGCUGAUGAAGCUAUCAAAGGAUUUUCACCCCAGCAUAAGAUCACUAGCUUCGAAGAGGCCAAAGGCUUAGAUCGAAUUAAUGAGCGAAUGCCUCCGCGCAGAGACGUGCCAUCCGAUGCCAACCUUAACUCCAUCAACAAGGCAAUCUCCACAGAGACUAAUGGCACAGACAGCAACGGCAGUAAUAGCAGCAAUAUUCAGUGACCGCUGCCCGGGAGGGGGGUUGAGCUGCAGGGCGCGAUGGGGUUUCUGCACAUCGGCAGUGGGAUGUUCUUGCCUCUGAUAAUAGCUUACUUGCUCUGGGGGCCAGGUGUUGGAUUCAGUUUACAAAAAAAUCAUCUACGAAGAGAUCGUCAACUUUAAUUUGGUGGGAGGGAGGGUGGGGGAGAGACACCUCCUUUGGAUAUGCCUUUAAAAUGCUUGUAGAAAAAACGAAAGCUCAUGCUGGUAUAUAUUGCAAAGUUAGGGGAAUGAACAUGUUUUCCUACUGCAUUGGGAACGUCUAGAUAUGUUACUGAAAGGCCUUUUAUUAUGUUACUGGACAUGAAAACUUUGUUUAAUUUCUUACUAACUAUUGUACGUUUACAGUUGCAGCACUAAACAUGGAGAACAUCGAAACAUUUUUAACAAAAUGUACAAACUAAAUAAGGACUAUUUAUUGAUAAUGUUUUGCUACUCUUGUCAGACAAUGGCUAUGAAAUAAAUUAGGCGGUCUUUAAAAAUAUAGAGAAAAAAAAGAAAAAAAAGAAUGUUGGAAAUUUGUUUAAAAUGCCAAAAAAAAAAAAAAAGAGAAAGAGAGAGAGAGUGAGAGAGCGAGCGAGAGCGACAGUUUAAUUUUGUACAGAUUAUGCUUACCUCAGGUUUCUUUAGUGUGCUUCAAUGCCCUUCUUUAAAUAUAACACUUAUCUUACUAAUUUGGCAGCAAUUAUCCUUUUCUUUGUUAAAAAAAAAACUGGAAUAAUGAUAACAUUUAUCUUUUUUUGCUGUUUAUAUUUAGGGGGUUUUGGUUUGGGGGGUUUUCUGGGUUUUUUUGGUAAAUCAAGUCUUGGUUGUGGCUUGCUGAAUUUAAAUAUUUAUGAGUGGUGCAUUUUUAAGUAUAGUGAACAAGACACCAUAUUAAGUGCAGUGAAAAGCAUCUAUAUUCUGUAAAAAUCUGCCUAUGCAUGUUUUUUAAGAAAAAAUGGCUGUAUAGGCCUGUAUGGGACUGUAAUGCGCUUAGUGGUCUGACUUAUACUGGAAAUGUAUGUAUACUGGCGUACUUUAUAUUCUCUAAAAAAAAAAAUGCUUAAUGCCUUUGAAAUUUUGUAAUCAAAAAAAAGCUUUGAAAAAUCUAAGGGGAGAGUAUUCUUAAAGUUUUUAACAUAAGCUUGUCAGUGCACAUAUAGAUGGGUAGCAUGUUUAGCAAACCUUGUGAAAUUUAAAUAAGUUUGUAGUUACAUGUGAAAUUCUAAAUGCAUGAUAACUGUUAAUGUCAUAAUGGUUUAGUCAUUUUGUUCUGUUCUGUCAUGUGCCACAAAAUGUGUAAUUUUUUCACUUUUUUCCCUUUGUAUAUCAGUUACGGGUUUCAACUGGUUCAUUCUAAAAAAGAAAAAGAAACAAAACAGUCCAUUGAUAUUUUUUAACAAUUGUAUAAGUGCCCAAGUAAUUCACUACAGCCUACAGCCUUGCCUUUGUAAUUUGACUUCGAAAUGUUGGCAAUCAAAGCAUGCACUUGUAACAAUGAAAGAAGCAUUUUAUAUUACUACUCAAUAAAAAUGUGCAUGAACUUAA